AUGAGGAAACCUGUGCAGAUAAUCACGAACCCACUCGUGAAUGCAGUUAUCCUUGCCGUGAGCUGGGGAUGUAAAGCCGAUACUUCACAUGGUCAGGGAAUGGUUUAUGGAUUUGAGGACAUUGAACCAUCAGCCGGCCUAACAUGGGCAUCAUGUUAUGAUGACUUUAAAUGCUCUCGACUGGAAGUCCCCUUGGACUAUUCAAACAGAAGUCUUGGCACGACAUCGAUUGCUUUCAUGAAACUCCCUGGAAAGAAUGCCACUGUCGAGUCCCCGAGUCUUGUAAUCAUCCCUGGCGGUCCGGGUGGUUCUGGUGUUGACCUCCUCCUUACAUACCGGGAACUUUUAGAGCAAGACUUCGGAGAGCGGUACAACUUCGUCUCGUUUGAUCCUCGCGGUGUCAACAACAGUGGUUUGCGGCUUGACUGCUUCUCGGGGAACGCGGAGGCGAAAUUAGCCUUUGAGCGGCUGCACAGAAUAGGCGUUACUAAUAUUUCAUCGACUUUGCUUGUAGAGAAUUUCUAUUCAAGCUCUAUCUACGGCGAGUGGUGCAACGAUGCUGUCGGGAACGAAUCUCCUUACGGAUAUUACGUGACUACACCGGCCGUCGCCCAUGAUCUGCUUACAUUCAUAGAAGCAGAAGCUGAGGAGGCCGGUAAGUCUCCUUCAGACACCAAAUUGUGGGCUUAUGGCGUCAGUUAUGGUACCGUCAUCGGCAGCACCUUCGCUUCUAUGUUCCCUGGCCGAGUUGGGAGAAUGAUCCUCGAUGGUGUUUUGAACGCAGAGCAAUAUUAUAACAAUGAGUGGAAAGAAAACGUCGAUCAGAUGGACGAAGCCAUCGAGAAGUUCUCGAGCUUCUGCCAUUCCGCAGGUCCUGGAAAGUGCUCUUUCUGGGGCCCUACGCCAGCCAAUAUCACGGCCAGAGUGGACGAAAUAAUCCGUCAGCUCCAAAAUCAUCCCGUCCCGCUCAGCAUGGUCCGAAGUCAAGAGCUCCCAACAAUGGUCACCUGUUUUGACCUAAAGGCUCUUUUCAUCAAUGCUAUAAACUCCCCACUGGCAAAUUUCCCAGGCAUGGCCCAUGUGCUGCACCAACUCGAGCGGGGGAACAUGUCUGCUCUCGCGGGCACAUUUGACGGGCUGGGCUAUUUAUCAGAUAGUCGUCUGACUAUCCAGUGCGCCGAUUCGUAUCGGAGCAACAGGCUUACCACAUUUGAAGAGUUCAAGAGUUACGUCGAGUACACGACUUCCAAGAGCAGGUACAUUGGUGACAUGUACCCCCUUGCCCUGGACGGUAUCUUGUGUAGAUCGUUCAGACCGCAAUUGCCUGACAGCAUGAUGGUCCAGGGUAGAAAGCCCCUCUUUUUGUCUCUCUCUUCCCCGCAUGUCUAA
Aspergillus nidulans FGSC A4 is the source of this 1389-nucleotide messenger RNA. RefSeq lists its product as uncharacterized. The transcript has 3 exons. The record is from RefSeq and is a predicted model, not a curated record. Lineage: Eukaryota; Fungi; Ascomycota; Eurotiomycetes; Eurotiales; Aspergillaceae. Bases 1 to 1389 code for a protein of 462 amino acids.